CGUGAACCGGCCGCAGGUCAAGGCGGCGCCUCGCUGGGCGUGCAAGGCGGUGCGUCGGCUGUCACUCGAGACAGCAAGACGUCAUCUUCUGCACGUCGGGGAAGAAGCCAGUCUGCAAGUCAUCGUCUGUGAGAAGAGGCUUUACAACGCGGGUACAGCAAACGUGGAGAUUAUCGACGUUUCUCGAUUCAGCAGCUGGGUAAAACUCCACAGAACCACCGCCUACGUUUUCCGGGUCGUUGACAAGGCUCGCAAGAAGUCGCAGGAGCAACAGUCGGAUCUCCAUGUACUCUCCCAGGAGGAACUGCAACGGGCGGAAUAUGCACUGUGGAGAAUGGCCCAGAUCGAGGCCUAUCCUGAUGAGGUUGCGCUUCUGUCCAAGACCAAAGGCCCUCCCGAGGGUCACCACGGUGUCGUCGAGAAGUCCAGCCCAAUCUACAGAACGUGGCCCUUCCUGGACGACAACGAGAUCUUGCGAAUGCGGGGUCGAAUCGGUGCUGCACCUUAUGCACCGUCCGAAGCUAAGUACCCUGCCAUUCUCCCGAAAGAUCACCUAAUAACCUACCUUCUCGUAGACUGGUUCCAUUGCCGUUUCUGCCACGCCAAUCACGAGACCGUUGUUAACGAGAUCCGCCAGCGCUUUGAAAUAGCUAACCUCCGCACCCUCGUGAAAAAAGUUGCCAAGAACUGUACCUGGUGUUACGUCUCGAAGGUCGUUCCGCGGACUCCGGCGAUGGCCCCACUACCAGAGAUGCGGCUCUCAGCGUUUGUCCGUCCGUUUACCUUCGUCGGACUGGACUAUUUUGGACCGGUAUUGGUGAAAGUAGGGAGAAGCAACGUGAAACGGUGGGUGGCCCUCUUUACAUGCCUGACGGUAAGGGCCGUCCACAUGGAGGUGGUUCAUUCUCUCAGCACGGAGUCAUGCAUUAUGGCAGUGCGCCGCUUCGUCGCGCGUCGAGGCGCACCAAGAGAGUUCUGGACGGACAACGCAACCUGCUUUCAAGGCGCCAGUAGCGAGUUGAAGAAGGAAAUCAGAACCACAACUAGAGCCUUGGCCCUCACCUUCACCAGUGCGCAAACAAGCUGGAAGUUCAUACCACCGGCCUCACCACACAUGGGCGGAGCAUGGGAGAGGCUUGUACGCUCCGUAAAGGUAGCGAUUGGCGCGAUUCUGAACUCACCUCGCCGGCCUGACGACGAAACUCUGGAGACGGUGAUCUACGAAGCUGAAGCAAUGAUCAACUCGCGCCCACUCACCUACAUACCGCUCGAAUCAGCGGACCAGGAAGCGCUGACUCCGAACCAUUUUUUGCUGGGCAGCUCUACUGGGGUGAAAAUACUUCCCACUGAACCUGUGACUCAACGAUCGACCCUGCGCAGUAGCUGGAAACUGGCGCAGUACAUUACCGAUCAGUUUUGGGGCGGUGGCUCAAGGAAUACCUACCAGUCAUUUCAAGAAGAAGCAAGUGGUUCGAAGAAGUCAAGGAGUUGGAUUGGAGAUCUGGGUGCAGGUGGAAGGUGGAACAGCGAACCGGAACCAGUGGAUCCGAAGAAUCGAUCCGAGUCAUCCGAGGACAAGAGGUCGAAUCCGACAGGCAUUGGUACGAACAUCAACGGGGAAAAUGCGAAGACCAGCAUCAAAACUAGCUGUUUUCAGGACGUCCUGGAGAAACGUCAACCAUGGGGAAUUCAGCAGGAGCCUGCCCUUCACCAUGGUUCACGGUGA
This is a messenger RNA of Culex quinquefasciatus (southern house mosquito), 1726 nucleotides long. RefSeq lists its product as uncharacterized. NCBI's taxonomy places the organism in Eukaryota, Metazoa, Arthropoda, Insecta, Diptera, Culicidae. The record is from RefSeq and is a predicted model, not a curated record. Gene Ontology annotation, biological process: DNA integration. The transcript is spliced from 2 exons. Gene Ontology annotation, molecular function: nucleic acid binding. The coding region runs from base 335 to 1726 and encodes 463 amino acids.